AUGGCGACAGAUGGAGUUCUGGUUCUCUCCAACGGUGUUGGCUAUGGCAUAGUUGUGGGUAUCGGGGCUUUCUUUGCUCUACUCAUGCUAGCAAUAACCUACCUGCAAAAUUGCUACACGAGCUAUUCCACGCACCAAGCCGAAGAGUUCAACACUGCCUCGCGGUCCGUCAAGCCAGGUCUCAUUGCUGCUGGCAUUGUCUCUUCCUGGACCUGGUCCGCGACGCUCCUCACUUCCUCAACAUUCGCCUAUACCUAUGGCAUCAGUGGGCCCAUGUGGUACGGCGCCAUGGGGACCUGGCAGAUCCUCCUCUUUGCAUUGAUUGCAAUAAAGAUCAAGUCUUCUGCUCCCGGCGCUCACACCUUUCCUGAAAUCGUUCUUGCCCGCCAUGGCAAGAUCGCACAUCUCACAUACCUAUUCUACGGCUGGGCCACGAACAUGCUCGUCGGAGCAUGUCUCGUCCUUGGGGGUAGUCAGGUUGUAGGAGCGUUGAGUGGAGUUAAUGUGUACGCGGCGUGUUUUCUCAUCCCGUUGGUCGUCGCGGCGUAUGUGAUUGUAGGUGGGUUGCGGAGCACUUUUAUUGCAGAUUACACGCAUACAGUCAUUCUCUUCAUAUCGAUUUUUGUUUUCGGGUUCAGCAUCUACUCGACGAAUCCCAGCGUUGGAUCUCCGUCCAGGUUCUACGAUCUACUGAUCAAGGCGUCGGCCAAUAUGCCCAUAGAUGGCAACCAUGAAGGAAGCUAUCUUACUUUCAAGAGCAAUGGCGGCCUGGUGUUUGCGGUUGAUCUUUUUGUAGCAGGCUUUAGUACUGUGUGGCUCGAUCAAGCAUACUGGCAGCGCGCCAUCGCCUCGCGCCCAGAGACAAGCGUCAAGGCAUAUAUCUUCGGUGGCAUAGCAUGGUAUGGGAUCCCGUUCGGUUUCGCUACAGCCAUGGGAUUGGGCUGCGCUGCGCUCACCUCUGCAGACAGUUUUCCCACGUACCCGAACGCUCUCAGCCCCGCACAGGUUGGCGCGGGGUUGAGCUCGCCCGCAACAGCCAUUGCCUUGCUGGGGAAAGGGGGAGCUGGGUUGAUGCUGUUGUUACUGUUUAUGGCCGUUACGUCUAGUACGAGCGCGGAAUUGAUAGCCGUCUCUUCUCUCCUCACUUUCGACGUGUAUAAAACAUAUAUCAAGCCGAGAGCUACCUCUAGUGAGCUCGUACGAGUCUCCCAUUACGGCAUCAUUCUCUAUGCUCUUGUCCUUGCGGCUUUCUGCUGCAUCCUCAACGCAGCCUCUAUCAACCUAACUUGGCUCCUCACCGUCCUCGGCAUCAUUGUAGGCGGUGCCAGCAUGCCCGUCGGGUUCAUCCUGCUUUGGAGUCGCAUGUCCACGAUAGCCGUGCUUCUUUCUCCCUGGAUCGGCUUUUUCUCUGGCCUCAUCGCCUGGUUCGUCGUCACGCAUCUACGCUCCGGAGUCAUCAACGUGGAAACAACAGGCGAUGCCACGAACGCCGUAGCAGGAAAUGUCACGAGUUGGGGCACAGGGCUCGUGACAGCUGUGCUCUUGAGCUUUUGCGUCCCCUGGAAGUUCGAAUGUGUGGACGAGGAACAUGUUGCGCGCGCGAAUAAGAUCAAUGGUGUGUCGGGGACGGGAACGGCGACGCCUGUGUUGCCUGUGGGGGAAAAGGAAAAUGCAGAGGCGGGCGCUGAUAAGGAGAUUCAGGCAAUUGAGCCGCCAAGUGACGUGCUCCCAGACACGCUCGUCAAAACAGGCAAUGAGGUUGUUGAUUUCCUCGAGGCGUCACACAUCGAGCCCAUGGAUCCAGCUGAAGUAAAACGCGCCACGCGUCUUGCCGUAGGAUUCAAUAGCCUAUUCCUCGUCGUCGCGAUUCUGUUUGUGCCGUUCCUGCUUUUUGGGGGCGAGUGGAUUUUCCCCAGGAAGAUGUUCGUGGGGUGGUGCGUGGUGAGUUUCAUGUGGGUUUGGUGUAGUAUGAUCAUCUGUGUGAUUUGGCCGGUUGUGGAGAGUUGGGGCACGAUUUGGAGAAUUGCGAGAGGCGUUGUUGGGAGCGGUGGGUGA
Molecule: messenger RNA, 2055 nt
Organism: Lachnellula hyalina
Lineage: Eukaryota; Fungi; Ascomycota; Leotiomycetes; Helotiales; Lachnaceae
Product: Urea active transporter
Exons: 3
Coding region: 1-2055 (684 amino acids)
Biological process (GO): urea transmembrane transport
Cellular component (GO): plasma membrane
Molecular function (GO): urea transmembrane transporter activity
Source: RefSeq, a predicted model, not a curated record